GCGGCCGGGGCCGUCGUUCCGGGAUCAGCUGGCUGGGUGUCGUUGGAUUGGUCGGCCAAAAGUGGCGGACCCAAAAGCGAACGGAGGAAGGCAACCAACGUGACCUGCAAACAACGUCAAUCAUCCAACCGAGGGAUUUAGGGCUUGACGACAUGAGUCCUGAUUUGACAAGCGGGUCCAACUCGAGGCCAUUUUCCUGAAGUCGGUGGGAGAAUCCUUACCUCGAGAAGGAUGGGUCGACCUGAUGUGCUUGCUCGUUGGCAAACCGCGAGCUGCCGAUCUCCUGAAGGAAAUUGGCGACAAGCCCGAAAUCAGUGUCAAAGACUUCCUGGAUCUUUUUUUUGACGAGGCAGCGCAGGAGCUGGGAACGACGAAUGAGUACGCAGCGCAGCCCUCCCAAGAGCUCCACGGGGAGUCGCCGGAAGUGAAGGCAUUGAAGCAAGAGCUGGAGCAAACCAAGCAGCAGCUGAGGGCAGCUCAGGCAAAGACAGAGGAGAAGGAACAGGAGCUGCAGCGCCUGCAGAAGCUGGACACCAAGGAGCAAGCGGAGGCAAACUUCGUUGAGUUCACUUGCCACCUUCUGAGCGCUGAGUGCUUGUGUCUAUUUUCUGCCAAGCUAUGACUGAUUUCCACUGCGUAAGCAUUUGCGUAGGCUCACAGGCAAUUUGGGGCCAGAGGCUUGUCAGGCAGAGAGGGAA
Effrenium voratum is the source of this 698-nucleotide messenger RNA. The record is from the annotation of a GenBank genome assembly. NCBI's taxonomy places the organism in Eukaryota, Dinophyceae, Suessiales, Symbiodiniaceae.